UCGAUCCUUCAUCUCCCUAUUACCUUGGGUCAGGUGAUCUGAUAGAUAUUAUAUUUAGGAUAAUAUUUGUCGCAGAUUAGGAUAUAUUAAAUGUAUCUUUUGUAUGUUUAUCGUAUCUAGGAUUCCUAACGUGAUUAGGCCUAGCAUUGUAAACUCUAUAUAUUUGAUCAAUGGUACACACUCCAGAUUGAGGAGUUUUCCCGAAAUCUAACAUGGUAUCACAGCUUAGGUUUUAGAUCUCAAUUUUAUUUUAUUUUUCCAAUUAUUGGAUUUUUUUUUGGUUUCUUGGGACUUUGCCUACAUCAACUUCCGCAUCUUUAUUUUAUUGUUCUCUGCUUUUUUGUUCUCUGUGAUUUCGGUUUCUUUGUUUUACCUUUUUGGUUUGUUCCCUGCCAUAUUGAGUUAUCAUGGCAAAGGAUGAUGACUCUACUCCUCCACCUCCCCCUACGUCAGAGUUUCACCCCGCUUUAGCAGUGAACAACAUCAAGAAUGCAAUACCCCUCGUUCUUGACUAUGAGAAAGUUCAAUACUCCAAUUGGGUGGAGUUAUUUGAGAAUCAUGCUUGUGCGUAUAAUGUGUUAGACCACAUAGACCCGACUGUUUCCCGGCCGACGGAUGUUUCGGCUGCCUUGUGGAAGCGAUUAGAUGCAAUUGUUAAACAGUGGAUAUACGGCACAAUCUCAACCGAUCUUCUCAACACGAUUUUGGCUCCAAAAUCAACUGCUCAGAACCUUUGGGAUCGCAUUAGAGAAAUUUUUCAAGAUAACAAAAACACUAGGGUCGUGUAUCUUGAAAAUCAGUUUAAUUUGCUUCACAUUAGCAAUUUCUCUAAUGUCACUGCUUAUUGUCAACAACUUAAGAGUAUCGCAGAUCAAUUAGCAAAUAUUGAUCAACCGGUUUCGGAGCAGAAGAUGGUAAUUCGACUUGUCUCCGGCCUCACAAACUCUGACUUUGACACCGUGGCAACGAUGAUUCAGCAAACCGACCCGUUACCCUCUUUCAAUUCUGCCAGGUCGAGGCUUCUUCUUGAGGAGUCCCGCCGCACUAAUGACCAGGGUCAAUCGGCACAAUCUUCUUUUGUCGCCCAGCAGGAGACCGCACCGUCCUCAGGCUACAACAACCAGCAGCAGCCGCCAUUUCAGGGUGUUCGUGGCUCCGGCGGCCGCGGACGUGGAGGCAGAACUGGUGCCAAAGGGGGUGGGGGAAAAGGUCGAGGAAAAGGGCGAGGGAAUUCCUCAAACAAAAUGCCCAGCAACAAUACCUCACAACAGCAGCCCGACCCAACUCAACAACAACAGUGGCCCAAUCCACCGUUUUGGCCAGGCUAUCAGGCCCAUCCAUGGCAGCCUCAACAAUGGCCUGGAUCUUGGGCCACCCCUCCAUGCCCAUAUCCAUCUAUCCCUGGCCCAAUUGGGCAACCCUUGCGGCAAUCAUCCCCUAGUGGGCCUUCACUCACUUCUGGCCCAUCUCAGCAAGCAUAUAUGGCUAGUCCAUCACCAUAUGGACGACUUUACACUCCCAUGGAGCUUGGUUCGGCCUAUUCAACCAUGACUUUGCCUAAUCCGGACAACGGAUGGUAUAUGGACUCGGGUGCUACAUCUCAUAUGACUCAUAACUCAGGACCUUCAAACGGGGAGGAUAGUAACGAGAUGCACUAGCGAGGGAGACCUAUAUCCAGUCACCACCACCACCAUCCCAUCAUCAUGUCUUGCCUCUACACUUAUGGUCACUACCCUAACCACUUGGCAUAGUCGCUUGGGUCACACUGGAGCUAGUUCUUUUAAUUUUCUAAGGAGCAAUAAUUUAAUUCAUUGUAAUAAGGAGUCAAUCUCCAAUUUUUGCAAUUCUUGUUAAUUAGGAAAGCAUGUUAGACAACCCUUUUAUGAUUCUACUAGUCAUACUACUUGUGCUUUUGAUAUUAUUCAUGCCGAUUUGUGGACUUCCCAAAUUCGCAGUAUUAAUGGUCAUAAAUAUUAUUUAGUUCUCA
Chenopodium quinoa (quinoa) is the source of this 1987-nucleotide messenger RNA. RefSeq lists its product as uncharacterized. NCBI's taxonomy places the organism in Eukaryota, Viridiplantae, Streptophyta, Magnoliopsida, Caryophyllales, Amaranthaceae. Bases 408 to 1658 code for a protein of 416 amino acids. The record is from RefSeq and is a predicted model, not a curated record. The transcript has 2 exons.